ACUGCAGCGGUGAAGCCCUCGAGCUCUUCCACUCUAUGCCAGAGCGUAACAUCAUCACUUACUAGUUACAAGCCAUGGUCUCCGCUUUGGUUCGUAGCGGCAAAACUCGUAGACGCAUGCAAGUUGUUCGACAAUAUGCCUGACAGUAACUCAGCCUCGUGGAACACGCUGAUAUCCGGGUAAGUUGAGCGCGGGCGCUUGGCAGGCCGAUGCGCGGCACCUUUUCGACCAGAUGCCGACGACCAUCCAUCAUCGCGAUGUGGUUGGUCUCUUGGACGGCUCUCAUAUUAGGCUACUGCCGCGCUGGUGACGUCUCUGAGGCGUACGAUCUCUUCUCUAUCAUGACCCCGAAUCGCAACGUUGUGUCUUGGACGGUUAUGAUUGGAUGUUUCGUUUGGAACGGGUUCCACAAGGAUUGGGAUGAUGAAUCGGACGGCUGAUGUUAAGCCAAACAAGGAAACCAUACUUUCACUCAUCUACGCCGGCUCUGGGAUCGGGUUUCCCAGUCUGGGUGCACUAAUCCACGGAUAUCUAACCGUCCAUUUCGUGGGCGGAGUGGGAGAGGGCGAGCAUGUUAAAAUUCCAAAACCCAAUUCUUGCAAGCAGGUGACAAAACCCCUAGCAAAACCCCUUCCAGUUCUUCCAUCAUCCUCCCGCUUCCCCAAGUCCAAUUGAAGCCAUGAUUCUCACCAGGAAACCCAAGAGAUCCCUCAAUGUCCACCCCCAAAUCCUUCUCUUCUACCAGAACUACGUAGAUGUCAAGAUGAAAUGGAAGAAAGACCUCUACUUUGAUACCAUCCCCAUCAUCAACAAAUCUAAAGAACUCCGACCCCUACUCGCCCUCAAAGACAUCAUCGCCGCCGAUCCCACCGGCGCUAUCCCCGUCUCAACCGUCUCCAAGCGCGCCCGUUCUCUCGAGAUAUCCGGCCGCGUCGCCAGUUUUCUCCGCAAGCAUCCCGCCAUUUUCCAAGAGUUUGUCGGCCCCAAGUAUAAUCUUCCCUGGUUUAAGCUCACUCAAGAAGCCAUUGAUCUUGAUCUUGAGGAAAGUUCGGUUUUUGAAGCCUGCUGGCCGAAGAUCGUCGACCGGUUGCGGAGGCUUGUGUUGAUGUCUCGAGAGAAGGUGCUGCCUUUGAGUAUAGUUCAGGGGAUGCUUUGGUUUUUAGGUUUGCCUGAAGAUUAUCUUAAGAGAGAGCAAGAGAAUCCUAGUGGAUAUUUUCAGAUUGUAGGAUUGGGUGAUGGAGAAGAAGGUUUGAAAGCUGUGGUUGAUCCUAGGGAGACUGUUCUCUCUGCUUUACAGAGGAAUACGUUGGGGCAGUUGGGUGGAUCAGCAGAGGAACUGCCGUCCGUGUUGCCAUUCCCUUUAUUUCCUUCUAAAGGGUUGAGAUUAAAGAGAAAGAUUGAAUCUUGGCUGGAUGGAUUUCAGAAUUUGGAGUAUGUGUCUCCUUAUGAGGAUUUUUCAAGCUUGGAUCCAAGUAGUGAUGUUUCAGAGAAACGGGUAGUGGGAGUUCUACAUGAGUUAUUGAGUUUAUUUGUUGAUUGCUCUGCAGAGAGGAGGAAGCUGCUUUGCUUGAAGAAGCAGUUAGGGUUGCCACAGAAGUUCCACAAAGUGUUUGAGAGGUAUCCUCAUGUGUUCUACUUGUUGCUUAAGAAUAAGACUUGCACUGUUGUUCUUAAGGAGCCCUAUUGUGCGGGAUCAGCAACUGCAAUUGAGAAGCACCCAAUGUUCUCUAUCCGGAAAAAGUAUGUGAAGUUGAUGAAUAAAUCACAAGAGAUAUUGAGGAACCGCAGGAGUGGGAAGCCUAUGAAGCAGCACUCUGAUGAUGAUGUGGAUGGAAAUGUGGAUGAUUCUGCUACUGAAGAGGACUCUGAGGAACUGUUUAGAGUUGCAGAAGAAACCAUGGGGAAUUAGCUCCGGAAUUUUCUAGCAAAGCAGAUGGAUUAAGAAAUGAAGACAAUUUAUUUGUUGCUUUUGAAGCAUGGGAAGAUGAGAAUAUGGCAAAUGGGCAGGUGGAUGAUGGAUAUAGUGAUGUAGAAGAUCCUAGUCCCCUCAUCAGUAACCACACCAGGUAAAUAAAGUUGAUAUUUAAUAUGAUAAGUUAUCCAAACAAGUUGAUGUCCAUGCUUUGAAAGAUUUGCUGUGGACUCACAUGGAGCAUUCUGUUAAGGCAUAUGAGGAGGUGAACCAGUUCUCUUUUUCUCAAAUGGAUGAGUAUGCUACUACUUGUAUGUUGCUAAUCCUAGCCAUUCUAGUGGAAUGAAUCAUCUCAAAUGAUUUGCCUUUAAUAUUGUACAUAUGAUUUUGUCAGCAAAUUUUUUCACUUCACUAGUUCUAAGAAAUUCUAAGAUAAAUUGAAAUAUUAAUUAUCUGGUGCAUUUGAAAGAUCCUUGCUUAUUACCUGAUGGCAAU
This is a messenger RNA of Dioscorea cayenensis subsp. rotundata (Guinea yam), 2407 nucleotides long. Its product is annotated as protein WHAT'S THIS FACTOR 9, mitochondrial. The record is from RefSeq and is a predicted model, not a curated record. Bases 680 to 1909 code for a protein of 409 amino acids. Gene Ontology annotation, molecular function: RNA binding. The transcript is spliced from 3 exons. NCBI's taxonomy places the organism in Eukaryota, Viridiplantae, Streptophyta, Magnoliopsida, Dioscoreales, Dioscoreaceae.